UGGAUGAAAUUCCGUUUCCGCUUUAGGGAGUGAAAAUUGAUUUGAGCAGAACUUGACUUGAAAAUCUAUUUAUUUCAGAGACCCACUCAACUUUCACAAUAUUGAUUGUACUUUUGGAUAAAUUGUAUCAUGGCUACUUCGCCGCAAAAGUCGCCAUCCUCUCCGUCGCCGACGACUCCGAAAUCACCCUCUUCCAGAAAGAAAGAUGACUCGUUCCUGGGAAAACUUGGAGGAACUUUAGUAAGAAGAAAGAAGGCAAAAGAAGUGUCUGAGCUCCAGGAAGAGGGGAUGAACGCCAUCAACCUGCCCUUGAGCCCCACCCAAUACGAACUGGACCCAGAAGACACCAUGCUAGAGGAGAAUGAGGUCCGCACCAUGGUCGACCCCAACUCCAAGAACGACCAGAAACUACAGGAACUCCAGAAGGUGUUGAUCGACUGGAUCAAUGAUGUGUUGGUGGGGGAGAGGAUCAUCGUGAAGGACCUGGCUGAGGAUCUAUACGACGGGCAGGUUCUGCAGAAACUCUUUGAGAAGCUGGAGGGGGAGAAGCUAAACGUAGCUGAGGUGACCCAGUCGGAGAUCGCCCAGAAACAGAAACUACAGACGGUGCUGGAGAGGAUCAACGACUCCAUCAAGGUCUCUGCCAGGAGCAUCAAAUGGAACGUGGACUCCGUCCAUGCUAAGAGUAUAGUGGCCAUUCUUCACCUGUUGGUGGCGCUAUCUCAGCACUUCAGAGCACCUAUCAGACUUCCUGAUCACGUGUCCAUCCAAGUAGUGGUGGUUCAGAAAAGAGAGGGGAUUCUGCAAUCUCGCCAGAUCCAGGAGGAGAUCACGGGCAAUACAGAGGCUUUAUCUGGCAGACAUGAGCGAGAUGCUUUCGACACCCUGUUUGAUCACGCUCCGGACAAGCUCAAUGUGGUAAAAAAGACUCUCAUCACCUUUGUGAACAAACACUUGAACAAACUCAAUCUGGAGGUGGCUGAACUGGACACACAGUUUGCUGACGGUGUGUACCUUGUUCUGCUGAUGGGAUUGCUGGAGGGCUACUUUGUUCCACUCUAUAAUUUCUUCCUGACUCCUGAGAACUUUGAACAACAGGUGCACAACGUGUCCUUCUCUUUUGAGCUGAUGCAAGACGGAGGUUUGGAGAGACCCAAACCUAGACCUGAAGAUAUCGUGAACUGUGACCUCAAGUCAACCCUGAGGGUGCUGUACAACCUCUUCACCAGGUACAGAAACGUGGAGUGAAUAUGCUGUGUUGGGGGUGACUCAUUUUAUGGGGUAUCACAUUCAAGUUUUAAGCGUUUUUCCCCAAUUACAUGCUUCAAGGGAAGUAGUCCCUUGCAAAGAACACUACGAACCAAUUCAGGACAUUCAGCGUUGGUAUUAUCAAUAUUUUUUUUAUAGAUUCCAUUCCAAAUAUUUUAUGUGCUAUAAUAAUAACUUCUACUAUUGUAUGUGCUGUUUGCCAUUUUAAAAUACACUACAUACUGUAUGCAUUUUUGUUAAAUGAAUGCAUAUUAGCCUAAGUAAAAACAGUCAUUGUUUUUUUAAUUAUAUUUUUAAUAGAUGAAAAUUCCAUAUUUUUUUCGUAAUGUCAUAUUUCAAAAGGUUGAUAUUGUGAUGAAAUUUCUUCAUGUUUCCAUCGCUAAAGCCUGUUUAAUUUAUUUACUAAACAAAUGUUUGUUAACCUACAUGUAUUGUGCUUUUGUGUGCACCUGACCGUCUCAAUUACUUAGCUGUUUUCUACUUUCACUAGUGGAUAAGUUCCUUUUUUAAAAUAAAAAGACUGUACUGCAUGCCAUUUAUUAGGAAGACACCACUUAAAGUGCUGACUGUGAUUGAAUAUGCUCUCUUACUUUAUUCUCAAAACUGCUUUGCAUGUCUCAUAUAUGUUAAAUGUUUUAGUAACCACAUUCCUAAAAUGUUGUAAUGUUAAAACAACCUUGUAAAGAAACGGAAGGUCUCCCUCACGCUAACACUUUGUUUGGAUAGUCCAUCUGUAGAUGUUCUACAGCAGUGGUCACCAACCCUUUUGGAGUCCAUUAGUUUCUGAGUCAAAAUGCAAGCCGAGCUCUACUGUGGAAAAUGUAUAAAAAAAAUAAUAACUUGAACGUAAACCUAUGCAACAUCACCCUAUUAAAAACAGCACUGUAUUAAUGAGGAGGUAAUUAAUGAGGUACAGAACAUUAUCACUGCAUAUUGGCUUUGCUUGAAUUGCCGUGCCAAUGCAUUGUUAUUCUUCAGACCAUUAAAAAAAUAUAUAUAUAUUUGAUGUAGGCUAUAGGAUCACACCAAUAAUAGAUGAGUUGUUGUAUUACUUGUGAAGCAUGGCUGAGUGAGCGUACAUUUUAAAUAAUUAACUUUUUCUGUUUUACUGGUCUCACGGUGCCUGCAUCUGAUGGUCAGUCUCAGCGGAGGGAAAAAGCAGCAGACUGAGGGUCCGUCACUCAACAUCUGUCUGCUCUCUCUUUCCUCCGCUGACACUGACCAAGAAGGGCCACCGUCUUCCAGCUGAUGGCGAAAACUCGAGUCGCGCCGCAUUAUUUCUGUGUCGUGCACAAAUUCAUGUUGUUACUCCUAUGAACAGAGAAAGUGAGAUAUUCCUCUAUUAAAAAAGACAGAAGCCGCUAAUAAUAAAGCAAGCCAAUCGAUACACUUUCCUACUCAUUCUUUGCUGUAUUUGUUGAGUCUCUCUCUGGUCAUGGUUUUUAAACGUUUAAAAAUCUUACAGCCUCAACUUUGCUGUAGCGUUCUUUUACGCCUGCUACUUUUACUGCAGAUAUGUUAAUCUGAGCCAUUCGAUUGGCCAGUGGUCGACCUACACUUCACUUGAUUUGCUCCCACCGGGAAGGCAUAGUUUGUACCUUCAGACAUAUGAAAUGGGAACACAUCGCCUACCCGGCAUACAGGGCAGCUGAAUCGAGUGCGUCUACCACUGACAGCGCAAGAUUAAUUAAUAAAAUAGGAACGCAAGGCUUACCACUGUUUUUUUGUUUACAGAAACGUUUGGCGAUUUAGACUAGGAAUGCCUUGGAGAUCACUGCUCUAUAGACAAUCAGUAACAUUUCCACUACAGUGCGAUCGUAAAGUAUUCAGACCCUUUGACUUUUUCCACAUUUUGUUACAUUACAGCCUUAUUCUAAAAAUGGAUUAAAUAGUCCCCCCCUCAUCAAUCUAUACACAAUACCCUAUAAUGACAAAGCGAAAACAGGUUAUUCAGAACCGCUUUGUCAUUAUGGAGUAUUGUGUGUAAAUUGAGGGAACAAAUGAUCUAUUUUAGAAAAGGCUAACGUAACAAAACGCGAAAAAAGGGGAGGUGGUCUGAAUCCUUCCUGAAUGCACUGUACCUCCUAAUCAUAACCUUAACCCUGACCCUUAUUCUUUACCCUAACCGUAACCUUAUAAACAUAUAGUCUGUAGAGCAUCUACAGAUGGAUAAUCCGGACUAUCCAAAUAAAGUGUGACCUCGCUCACUAAUGCAGAGGUCUUAAAGAUUUGUCAAAUGUGUGAGAAUUGGGGGUUUUGCGAACACUUUUUCAAAUGAUAUACACUACAAGCUUUUGUAUUUUGAGUUAAUUCAUCCAUAGUUUCUAUUGCUCAUCUGUUAAUUCUGAAAUAAAACAUUGUCUGGA
Molecule: messenger RNA, 3635 nt
Organism: Oncorhynchus keta (chum salmon)
Lineage: Eukaryota; Metazoa; Chordata; Actinopteri; Salmoniformes; Salmonidae
Product: alpha-parvin-like
Exons: 12
Coding region: 130-1248 (372 amino acids)
Biological process (GO): actin cytoskeleton organization; substrate adhesion-dependent cell spreading; cilium assembly
Cellular component (GO): cytoplasm; focal adhesion; actin cytoskeleton
Molecular function (GO): actin binding
Source: RefSeq, a predicted model, not a curated record